AUGGAGACGCACAUCGCUCCCGGUUCUACACACGAGAAAAGCAACGGACACGCACUUCCACGACGGCGGAGGAAGAACAGCAGUCUCGGUCAGGACCCCCAUGGCGACACCGACGUAGGAUCAAUCGCAACGAAUCUCGCUCGAGCGGGAGCGGAUGGAGCAACAUCACCAACGUCACCAGUAUCGCCAGCAGAACAGAGAUCUUCUGGCAAGCAACCUCGAGAGCGGAAGAGACGAAAAGCACUGCGCCUGUUCCGAAGAUGGAAGCGUAUGUCGCUGCGGCAUACUUGGGUCAAUCCCUUGGUCCUCCUGGUGAUCCUACUGUCUGCGUAUUAUAUCAGCCCUGGCAAGCAGAAUCCGCUAUACUACGGGCUCUUCCUGGCUUACGAGAACCCGCCGCUCGUGGAGCGGACCAACUCACUACCUCCACACAUUGGUGACGUGACCCAGUAUGGAAAGGGACCGCUGGACUUCGCCUUUGUCGCUUUCUACACCCUCGUCUUCACCUUCACCCGCGAGUUCAUCAUGCAACGCUUCAUCAAGCCCAUCGCGAUCUACAGCGGCAUUGGCGCCCGGGGCAAGCAAGCGCGCUUCAUGGAGCAGUUCUACACGGCCGUCUACUUCGCCGUCUUCGGCCCUCUCGGCAUGUACGUCAUGAGCCGGACGCCCGUCUGGUUCUUCAACACGGCCGGCAUGUACCAAGGCUUCCCGCAUCGGUCGCAUGAUGCCUGGUUCAAAGCGUACUAUCUUCUCCAGGCUGCCUACUGGCUGCAGCAAUUCAUCGUGCUGUGUCUGCAGCUGGAGAAGCCGCGGAAAGACUUCAAGGGGCUGGUGCUGCACCACAUCAUCACCCUCGCGCUCAUCGGAUUGAGCUACCGCUUCCACUUCACGUACAUGGGCGUGGCGGUCUACGUCACGCACGACAUCUCCGAUUUCUUCCUCGCAACUUCCAAAGUCCUCAACUACCUCGACUCCAUGUUCACAAUACCCUACUUCGUCUCCUUCAUGGUCAUCUGGGCCUACCUGCGCCACUACCUCAAUCUCGUCAUCCUCAAAUCCCUUCUCCCUCCCGGCCAUAUCCCCUUCACCUCCGUCCCGACCGGCGAAUUUGCCACCGUUGGUCCGUACGAACUCGACUGGGUCACGCAGCAGUAUAAAUGCUGGAUCAGCCAGGUCAUCACAUUCUUCUUGCUCGCGAGCUUACAGGCGGUGAAUAUCUUCUGGUUCUUCCUCAUUGUGCGGAUUCUGCUGCGGUACGUGCUGGCGGGUGUGCAGAAGGACGAGCGCAGCGAGGAUGAAGAGGAGGAGGAGACGGAGGACGUGGCGCCGGUUGCUGUGAAGGCGAACGGGCAUGCGACGAAGCCGGGUUUGACGGUGAAUGGGGAGCUUGUCAGCCCGGUGGCGGUGGGUAAGCAGGAGUAA
Messenger RNA from Baudoinia panamericana UAMH 10762, 1422 nucleotides. RefSeq lists its product as uncharacterized. Gene Ontology annotation, cellular component: membrane. Gene Ontology annotation, molecular function: sphingosine N-acyltransferase activity. The transcript has 2 exons. Bases 1 to 1422 code for a protein of 473 amino acids. Gene Ontology annotation, biological process: ceramide biosynthetic process. The record is from RefSeq and is a predicted model, not a curated record. NCBI's taxonomy places the organism in Eukaryota, Fungi, Ascomycota, Dothideomycetes, Mycosphaerellales, Teratosphaeriaceae.